Messenger RNA from Tigriopus californicus, 600 nucleotides. It is a transcript of the gene Dlc90F, whose product is annotated as dynein light chain Tctex-type-like. The transcript is spliced from 3 exons. Gene Ontology annotation, molecular function: dynein intermediate chain binding. Gene Ontology annotation, biological process: microtubule-based movement. The record is from RefSeq and is a predicted model, not a curated record. The coding region runs from base 164 to 502 and encodes 112 amino acids. Lineage: Eukaryota; Metazoa; Arthropoda; Copepoda; Harpacticoida; Harpacticidae. Gene Ontology annotation, cellular component: cytoplasm; cytoplasmic dynein complex.
UCAUUCAAAAUCAGACCCAGUGUCAGCUGCCCUAUUGUCACGAAUAUCUCUGAAACUUCAACCCUACCUGGGUCUUAUAAUCGAUUAAGCACAAGAUCCAUUCCUUCUUUGCCGAUACCCAAUCGCUAUAUCCAUAGUGAGCCCAAAAUUGCACAAAAAAACAAUGGGUGACGACGGGACUGAAGAGAACCAAUUUGUGGUCGACGAUGUCUCCAACAUCAUCAAAGAGUCCAUUGAGAGCACGAUCGGCGGCAACAGCUACGUCCACACCAAAGUCAACCUAUGGACCAACUCUGUGGUUGAAGCCUGUUUGGCCUCCUUAACCAAGCUUCAAAAGCCGUUCAAGUAUAUUGUGACUUGCGUGAUCAUGCAGAAGAAUGGAGCUGGACUUCACACGUCCAGUUCUUGCUAUUGGGACAACUCGACGGAUGGAUCAUGCACCGUGAGGUGGGAGAACAAAACCAUGUAUUGUAUCGUCUCCGUAUUUGGUUUGGCUAUAUAAGACCACUCACUAUUCUACUUCAGAUGUUGUAUUUCUUCCGAGCUUUUCGCCAUUUACCCAUUUUUUUUUCUUUCGUAAUAGAUUGAGGUCAAAACAUA